This is a messenger RNA of Lodderomyces parapsilosis, 3117 nucleotides long. It is a transcript of the gene WAR1, whose product is annotated as War1p. The record is from RefSeq and is a predicted model, not a curated record. Gene Ontology annotation, biological process: regulation of DNA-templated transcription. The transcript has a single exon. Gene Ontology annotation, cellular component: nucleus. Gene Ontology annotation, molecular function: zinc ion binding; transcription cis-regulatory region binding; DNA-binding transcription factor activity, RNA polymerase II-specific. The coding region runs from base 1 to 3117 and encodes 1038 amino acids. NCBI's taxonomy places the organism in Eukaryota, Fungi, Ascomycota, Pichiomycetes, Serinales, Debaryomycetaceae.
AUGUCGGUUAUAAACAACCGUGAGGGGUCGGUUGAAUAUGCUACAUCAUCAACUACAUCACCAAACACAACAGCUUCAACUGCAAAUGCAACUGCAACUGCAACUGGAGGCACACAGAAUAAUGUAAGUGAUACAAAUGCCUCGCACGUUAAGAACGAAGUUCAAUUACGAGGAACACCCAAUGAGAAUGAUCAUAGUUUCGACCAUCAAGGGUCAGAGGAAGACGACGAUCAUGACUCUCAAACCGAUCUGUCUCAACCUCGCCAAUCAAACAAAAGGUCUAAAGUCACUCGAAGAUCAAUUGCAUGCAAGAGUUGCCAUGCUUUAAAAGUUAAAUGCACCCCAUCUGAUCCACUGGAUCCAAGUAAGCCGUGUGUCAGAUGUCUCAAUGCUAAUAGAAAGUGUGAAAUUGACCUCAACCAAACCAGAAAAAGAAGAAAAAAAUCAGAAAUACUUGAAGCAAAGAGAAGAGAAGCUGAAGAAAAGUUGAAAGUAGGGGCUAACUCUGGCAGCAGUCACGAACAAGCAACUGCCACACGAAGGAUCACGGAAAAUACACGAAAAAAUGCGGGCGAAUCUCAUUCAAAGGUACCUUCGCCCAAUAAACCAGCUGUUCCUUCAGCAAUUCGUCCUCAAAACUCAACUGUCCCCCCAAUUUCUAGCAACUUGAAUCCAAUAAACACUCAACUACAGAACCCACAACUGUCGAUAAGUGACACCCCUAAUAGCCAACCCAACUCGUCGUCAUCACCACAACCCUCACAACCAUCACACGCAAUGCUGAAGGAUGAAGAGAUUGUCAAUUUGAAACAAAGAAUUCUCACAUUGGAAACUCAAUUGAGCCAUAGAAACCAUUUUCACAGAAAGGCGCUCAGCGAUUUUCAAUCAGACACUCCCUCGGAAAUGUUUUCGCCACCAUUUGUUUCCAAAUCGGACCUUGAGCAAGAGAUUACAAUCUUUGCUGAAUCUGCAUCGAAGCUUACUGAUUUAACUAAUGAACUCAACAAUUUGGCAAACAUAAGAACAAGAAUGUUGAAACCUGGUACUCCUCCAGAUGUGGUUUCAAAAGGGUUGAUAAGUUUACCUGAAGCGGAAAGAAGGUUACAAUUGUAUAGAAACAGGAUUCUUGCCUUUUUGCCCUUUAUCGACGUUCCUGCCGAUGUAACUGCUGAUGUAUUACGAAUUGAACAACCGUUUUUGUUCAAUGCUGUGAUGGCUGCUAGUAACACCGUCAAUUCUGCAUUGUCAGAACCGGAGAUUGAUCAAGCUUUGGCAUUGGACAACGAAGCAAUCCGAUCUGUGUGUGACGAGGUAAUGGUUGUUGGAAGGAAAACAGUGGAGUUGAUUAAAAGUAUGCUCAUCUUAACAUUGUAUUACAACUCCCCAGAAUUGUUUCGACAACGUCGAUACCAUUUGCUAAACAAUAUUUGUGUGUCACUUUUGCACGAUUUGGGUAUUGUGGCAAGACCUUCGUAUUCAUUCGACAACAGCGAUGGAUCGUUGAAAAAAAAUCCCGAGCAGAAAACGAGUGAUGAGUAUAGGUCAAUUGUGUUAAUUAUAUAUUUCAGCACAGUCAGUAUUUGCCUUAUUCUUCGAAGAGCAAUAUACAUCAAGUGGACACCUUAUGUUGAAGAGUGUUGCGUGGCCCUUGAAAAUAGCCCAGAGAUUAAAUAUCGCAAGUUGGCUUUAUUUGCCAGAAUCAACUCCGCUUUAGAAAAGAUCCACCACAUUAUUCACUCGCCCGAGAUUGGGGAAAAGGGGGUUUCUACAUCUCAAUACAUGAUUCAGGAAUUGCAAAGACAAUUGACCGAGUUGAAAAACAAGAUUAAUGAUGACGAUCAUGUGUUUUUGUCAUACUUGUACUCGGUCGAGGCAUACUUGCAUGAGCCCAACUUGAGCAACAUAUUCAAACCACAAGAGUCCCAAUUGAGUUCAAUUGCAGUCAAGGCGAUUUCAAAUUGUACAAAUUCCUGCCUAUCGGCAUUGAAUGAGUACAACAAGCUCACUUCAGAACAGAUUGCGCAGAUGCCUUUGGCAUUUGGAUCUCGAGUAAUGUACACCGGUGGAAUGCUCCUUCGAUUAAGGUUUUUGAUUUUGUCACUCCCCUCACAUAUAGAAAAAGAUUUGGUGCCUCGUGAUGCUGUUAUUUCGAUUCAAAGAGUGAGCAACUUGGUUGAGCAAGCUCAUAAUCAACACCCCACAAAUCAUUUAUUGAAAAAGACGCGAUUGGUGUUACAGUUGUUUAUUCAAACAUAUGCUACCCAAGUCAAUGAUUUGCUUAGAAAGAAUGGUGAAACGCCGCAAAAUUUUAAACCCACAGAACGAGAUACAAUAGAACUCAAGAGGGUUGCGUCCAAUUUUGAAGAGUCCAGAGGUAGACAAGCUUUGAUGAGAGAUGAAGUGCAUAGUGUUCCAUUGGAUAUUCUUUCCUACGCUGCAUCAUAUAGACGUGAGGGGAAUCCGGGACAGAGUCAACGCCCACGUACAGUUUCAGAGUCUAAGGAAAAAGUAGGAACUUCAACUACUUUUGCACCGCAACCUAUAGGAUCUCAAGUGCAAUUUACUUCAGCUGGUAAUACUCCCAUCAACCAAGUAACGUCGCCCCCACCUUCUUCGGUCCCAUUUCAACCUCAACAACCACCGCCACUCCAACCAUCACAACAAAUUCAACAACAAUCCCUUUUGCAGCACGCGCAGAAUGGUGAUGUAAUGUCAACACCAGCAGUAGGACCAGUGGCAACUUCUUUGACCAAUACUUUUGAUCCGUCUUCUCAGCAUACCGGACUCACACCUGGUAACUUUGACUACAGACAGUUUAGGAUUCCUCUGUUGUCAAACCCAUCAGGAGUUGGUAAUACAAACCACAACACUGGUCACAACACUGGUCACAACGCUGGUCACAACUCGUUCAGCAACAAUGGCAGCAACCACAACAACAACCACCAAUUUUUCAACCCAAACCUUGCCAAUCCAGAUCAAUUGGAAAAUUCGUACCUGGUGUUGAACGACGAAUUUUGGUCAAACUUGUUGAGUACGGACUCUGCUGAUCGUAUCAACUUCAGUAGCAACAAUACAAACUGGAAUCAGAUGAACGAUGAGGUGUUCUUUAUGGAAUGA